This is a messenger RNA of Prunus avium (sweet cherry), 759 nucleotides long. Its product is annotated as transcription factor bHLH140-like protein. Lineage: Eukaryota; Viridiplantae; Streptophyta; Magnoliopsida; Rosales; Rosaceae. The record is from RefSeq and is a predicted model, not a curated record. Gene Ontology annotation, biological process: regulation of DNA-templated transcription. Gene Ontology annotation, molecular function: DNA-binding transcription factor activity; protein dimerization activity.
ACCAAGUGCUAGCCAAAAAAGCCCAGUUUCAAGCAACCAAAUAGCCACGUCUGCUGUUUGUCCUCCAAAUGGACUAUUUCUCUGCCACUAAUAACUCUAGCUCAGAUGGCUCUAACUCUAACUCUUCUUCAGGGACCAAACACAACGGCACCGGAGAGAAGAUCAAGGGUGGCGUGAAGAGCAAAAGCAAAGGAGUGAGGCUUUCCACAGACCCGCAGAGUGUGGCGGCCAGAGAGAGGAGGCAUAGGAUCAGUGACCGGUUCAAGAUCUUGCAGAGCUUGGUUCCUGGUGGGACCAAAAUGGACACGGUGUCCAUGUUAGAGGAAGCUAUCCACUAUGUGAAGUUCCUCAAGGCCCAGAUAUGGCUUCACCAGAGCAUGAUCAACUUUGUGGACGACGAUGAUCGUCUUCACCAUGACCGUUCAUCAUCCUCAUCAUCCUCAUCUAUGUUCCAGUACCAGCUUCCCGCUGAUCAUCAUCUUCAUCAUCCAACUGGGUCCCAUGAUUUCUACUCUCAGAAUAAUUUCGUGCAACCACCUUCACCAGCUAUGAAUAUUCCAUUGCCUGACCCUAAUUACUUCCAAGGUCAAGAAGCCAUGCCCAAUAUUGAAGCCUACAUGAAAUAUUAUAGUUAGUUUAUAAGUAGUUCUCUCUCUCUCUCUCUCUCUCUUAGCCACAUUCACUAUGUGUGCUUUCUAUGACUAUGAGCAAGUAUGUAUUAGUGAUAUUUAAGUUAUGGUUAGCCUUGGACUGGUGUAU